Calidris pugnax (ruff) is the source of this 1079-nucleotide messenger RNA. It is a transcript of the gene MRM2, whose product is annotated as FtsJ RNA methyltransferase homolog 2 (E. coli). Gene Ontology annotation, biological process: RNA methylation. Gene Ontology annotation, cellular component: mitochondrion. The record is from RefSeq and is a predicted model, not a curated record. Lineage: Eukaryota; Metazoa; Chordata; Aves; Charadriiformes; Scolopacidae. The coding region runs from base 2 to 718 and encodes 238 amino acids. Gene Ontology annotation, molecular function: rRNA (uridine-2'-O-ribose)-methyltransferase activity. The transcript has 4 exons.
CAUGGCCUGGCGGGGGGGCAGCUGUCGGCGACUGGCAGGCAAAUGUCUCCACACCACGGCGGGCUUUCUGAAGAAAACUGGAACUGAGCACCAGUGGCUGCAGCGGCACUUGAAGGAUCCCUUCGUCAAGGCAACCAAGGUGCAGCAUUACCGUUGCCGAAGUGCCUUCAAACUACUGGAGAUCGAUGACAAGCUUCAUAUUCUUCGCCCAGGGCUUGCUGUUCUGGACUGUGGAGCAGCACCUGGUGCUUGGAGCCAGGUUGCUGUAGAGAGAGUCAACGCCUUAGGUACCGAUCCUGCUCUCCCCACUGGCUUCGUCCUCGGCGUUGACCUCCUGCGGAUUCCUCCCCUGGAAGGAGCAGUGUUCCUCUCGCAGGCUGACGUUGCAGACCCCGCCACGCUGAGGAUGAUCCAGAGCCUGCUUUCCAACGAGAAGGUGGACGUUAUCCUGAGCGACAUGGCUCCUAACGCGACGGGCAUCAAAGAACUGGAUCAUCAGAAGCUGAUCAGUCUGUGUUUAGCCCUUCUGGAUCUGUCCAAAAGCAUUUUAAAGCCCAAAGGGACAAUGCUCUGUAAAUUUUGGGAUGGACAUGACUCCCGCCUCCUGCAAAACAGGAUGAAGGAGCAGUUCCAGGACGUGAGGACGAUCAAGCCUCAGGCCAGCCGGAAGGAUUCGGCCGAAUCUUAUUAUUUGGCGAGGCUGUACAAAGGGAAGUGAGCGCUGGGGAGCGCGGGUUAUCCAGCAGGAGAUGGGACGUGGAUGGGAAAGCUGAAUUUGGCAUCUAUUUAAGGAAAAAUCCCAGCGUUAAGACUCCUGACUGGAACCGUGACACUGUUGAGAACAACCUGGGAAAAUCUGCCACAAUUUUUACCGAGAACAUCAUGCUUUUCAAGUACAAAAAUAAACCAGGGCGGUGUCCCACCGAGUUUAUCCACUAAUUACACAAGCGGAGGCGUCCAAUCUGACUCCUCACCCGGGGAGAAGCUGGUGGGGACUGGAGAGGAGUGAUCUGAAAGGCAACCUCUGGGGCUGGAGCAAUGGAAAUGAAAAUGAAAGAGUGGUUAUAUGAGUUUUUUUU